Molecule: messenger RNA, 3448 nt
Organism: Corvus hawaiiensis (hawaiian crow)
Lineage: Eukaryota; Metazoa; Chordata; Aves; Passeriformes; Corvidae
Gene: SYMPK
Product: symplekin scaffold protein
Cellular component (GO): mRNA cleavage and polyadenylation specificity factor complex
Source: RefSeq, a predicted model, not a curated record
CAAAAGGGACAUCGAGCUGCUGCUGAAGCUCAUCGCCAACCUGAACAUGCUGCUCAAGGACGAGAACGUCAACGUGGUCAAAAAGGCCAUCCUGACCAUGACCCAGCUCUACAAGGUGGCCCUGCAGUGGAUGGUGAAGUCCAAGGUGAUCAGCGAGCUGCAGGAGGCCUGCUGGGAGAUGAUGUCCUCCAUGGCCAGCGACAUCAUCCUGCUGCUGGACUCGGACAACGACGGCAUCCGCACCCACGCCAUCAAGUUCGUGGAGGGGCUCAUCGUCACGCUGUCCCCGCGCACGGCCGACUCCGACGUCCCCAAGCGGCACGAGAACGACGUCAGCCUGGAGCGCAUCCCGCGGGAUCACCCCGUCAUCAAGUACAACGCGCUGUGGGAGGAGGGCAAGGCGGCGCUGGAGCAGCUGCUCAAGUUCAUGGUGCACCCGGCCAUCUCCAGCAUCAACCUGACGGCCGCGCUGGGCUCGCUGGCCACCAUCGCCCGCCAGCGGCCCAUGUUCAUGGCCGAGGUCAUCCAGGCCUACGAGACCCUGCACGCCAACCUGCCGCCGACGCUAGCCAAAUCCCAGGUGAGCAGCGUGCGCAAGAACCUGAAGCUGCACCUGCUGAGCGUCCUGCGGCACCCGUCCUCGGGCGACUUCCAGCCGCAGAUCACCACGCUGCUGGUGGACCUGGGCACGCCGCAGGCCGAGAUCGCCCGCAGCAUGCCCAGCCCCCGCGACGCCCGCAAGCGCCCGCGCGACGAGCCCGACGCCGCCCUCAAGAAGAUGAAGAUCGAGCCCCCGCUGGGCGAGGAUGACGAGGACAAGGACCUGGAGGCGCCCACGGUGGCCGUGGCCAAAGUGGCCGGCACGGCCAACGUCCCCUCGGACACCGACAUCACGGCCGAGUUCCUGCAGCCGCUGCUGACCCCCGAGAACGUGGCCAACCUGGUGCUGAUCAGCAUGGUGUACCUGCCCGAGGCCAUGCCCGCGUCCUUCCAGGCCACCUACACGCCCGUGGAGUCGGCCGGCACCGAGGCGCAGAUCAAGCACCUGGCUCGCCUCAUGGCCACCCAGAUGACCGCGGCCGGACUCGGGCCAGGCGUGGAGCAGACGAAGCUGCUGCGGGAGGAGCCCAAGGAGGAGAAGGCGGCCAAGCCGGACGGAGUGGUCAUCAAGCGGCGCCUGUCGGCCCUGGGCCAGGGCCAGGCCAUCGCCGUGCUGGGCGCCCACGGCUCGGCCGGGGGGCUGCUGGACGAGACCCCCCAGGCCAAGCGCCGGCCCGAGCCCAUCAUCCCGGCCACGCAGCCGCGGCUGGCGGGGGCCGGCGGUCGCAAGAAGGUUUUCCGGCUCAGCGAUGUCCUGAAGCCGCUCAGCGAUGUCCAGGUGGAGAAGCUCAAGCUCGGCGCCGUCCGGCGCAUCCUGCGCUCCGAGAGGGCUGUGGCCGCCAGCGGGGCCCCGCAGGCCCGUGUGAAGAUCCUGGCCUCGCUGGUGACGCAGUUCGAGGUGCCCCUCAAGAGCGAGGUGCUCUCCUUCAUCCUGGACGACGUCCGGGGCCGCCUGGACCUGGCCUUCGCGUGGCUCUUCCAGGAGUACAACGCCCACCUGGCCCGCGGCGGCGCCGGUGGCCUCGAGCGCUACGACGAGUGCCUCAUCGGGCUACUGGCCGGGCUGCAGGAGAAACCCGACCAGAAGGACGGAAUUUUCACCAAAGUGGUGCUGGAGGCGCCGCUCAUCACCGAGAGCGCGCUCGAGGUCAUCCGCAAGUACUGCGAGGAUGAGAGCCGCACCUACCUGGGCAUGUCCACCCUGCGCGACCUGAUCUUCAAGCGGCCGUCGCGGCAGUUCCAGUACCUGCACGUGCUGCUGGACCUGAGCUCCCACGAGAAGGACAAGGUGAGGCAGCAGGCGCUGCUGUUCAUCAAGCGCAUGUACGAGAAGGAGCAGCUCCGCGAGUACGUGGAGAAGUUCGCCCUCAACUACCUGCAGCUGCUGGUGCACCCCAACCCGCCCUCGGUGCUCUUCGGCGCCGACAAGGACACGGAGGUGGCAGCGCCCUGGACCGAGGAGACCAUCAAGCAGUGCCUGUACCUGUACCUGGCCCUGCUGCCCCACAACCACAAACUCAUCCACGAGCUCGCCUCCGUCUACACCGAGGCCAUCGCCGACAUCAAGCGCACGGUGCUGCGCGUCAUCGAGCAGCCGAUCCGCGGGAUGGGCAUGAACUCGCCGGAGCUGCUGCUGCUGGUGGAGAACUGCCCCAAGGGCGCCGAGACCUUGGUGACGCGCUGCCUGCACAGCCUGACCGACAAAGUGCCACCCUCGCCGGAGCUGGUGAAGAGGGUGCGGGAGCUCUACCACAAGCGGCUGCCGGACGUGCGGUUCCUCAUCCCCGUCCUCAACGGGCUGGAGAAGAAAGAGGUGAUUCAGGCGCUGCCCAAACUCAUCAAGCUCAACCCCAUCGUGGUCAAGGAGGUGUUCAACCGCCUGCUGGGGACGCAGCACGGUGACGGCGCCUCGGCCGUGUCCCCCCUGAACCCCGGGGAGCUCCUGAUCGCCCUGCACAACAUCGACUCGGCCAAGUGCGACAUGAAAUCCAUCAUCAAAGCCACCAACCUGUGCUUCGCGGAGCGCAACGUGUACACGUCGGAGGUGCUGGCGGUGGUGAUGCAGCAGCUGAUGGAGCAGAGCCCGCUGCCGAUGCUGCUGAUGCGCACGGUCAUCCAGGCGCUGACCAUGUACCCCCGCCUGGGCGGCUUCGUCAUGAACAUCCUGUCCCGCCUCAUCAUGAAGCAGGUGUGGAAGUACCCCAAGGUGUGGGAAGGGUUCAUCAAGUGCUGCCAGCGCACGAAGCCCCAGUCCUUCCAGGUGGUCCUGCAGCUGCCCCCGCCCCAGCUCGCCGCCGUCUUCGAGAAGUGUCCGGAGCUCCGCGAGCCCCUCCUGAGCCACGUCCGAGCCCUCACCCCACACCAGCAAGCGCACAUCCCGCUGUCCACCAUGGCCAUCCUGGAGGCCACCACGCGCCACGAGCCCGCGGGGACACCUGGAGAGGAGAAGCCCCCCAAACGUCCGAGCGAGGAGGACCCCAAACCCAAGGGGGCCCCCCCAGCCCCGGGGGGGGGUCCCAGCUCAGGCUCCUCCCCCUCCGAGCCCCCCCCCGCGGACCUGGGGGGAGGGGGCGACCUGGAGCCCCCCUCCAUCUUCAUCAGCGUCCCCGAGGAUGAGGAGAGCUCGGGGGGGGACGUGUCCCCCCCCGCCCCCGCCACCCUCGACCCCCCCACGGCCCCCCCAAAGGACCCCCCCGCGGGCCCGGAGCCCCCCCCGGCCGUGCCCCCCACCACCGAGGGCCCCCCCAGCAGCCCCCCCUCAUCGGAGCCGCCCCCCCCCGGCACCCAGAGCCCCGAGGUGCCCCCGGGGGGGGUCCCUGAGGUCCCCCCCGGCCCCACCGAGGGCUGA